UCAGGGAGGGAAAGGGAAGGGGUUUAGAGACAGACAGCAAGCAGAAUCAUCCAGCCCAAACAGUGUAACAGUAAAAGUCCUGAAGACAAACAGGGUCGAGAGUGAGAAGGCAGGAGCAGAAAUGGGACAGGGGCGGAAGGGUUCUUCUGACAAGAAGGAGGGCAAGAAGAAGAGAGAUGACGGCCCAGCACCCAAGGAUGGCGAUAAGUGCAGAGUUUGUCGUUUCCCUCUGCUUGUCGCCCUGCUGCAGCUGCUGCUGGGGGUCGCUGUCACAGCCGUGGCCUUCCUCAUGUUGGCCAUUAGUCCCUCUCUUACGGCCAGGGAGACGCCACACUGGGCUGGGAUCAUUCUGUGUCUAGUUUCCCUCCUGGGCUUCAUCCUGUACUGUAUCACCUACAAAGCCGAUGAGAAGACGUCUCUGCAGUUCAUUGUCAAGCUGCUGUACUUUAUCCUGUGCACCACCGGCCUGGUCAUUUCAGUGCUGGUAGUGGCUUUUGCUGGACACCACCACGCUCAGACCAGCAGUUUCCAGUGUGAGCAGGCCGGGGAGGACUGCGUGUGCAAACUGGAUCCAGAUGACGCAAUAGCUCGCACCUUCACCUACGAGGGGGUCAGCGACUGCGAGGUGGUCACCGGGACGCUCACGCUCUACUUCCUGGUCCAGAUCUUGCUGAACCUGGCCCAGGCGCUAGUCUGUGCAGUCGGGGCCUUCAUCAUGUGGAAGCACCGCUAUCAGGUCUUCUUUGCCGGCCUUCAGAUUGGCUCUCCCUCCAUCAAGCAGUGGCAAAAGGUUUAAUGCGAUGGUGGCAGAGCCGAUGAGAACAAUGACACCUACGUGACUUAAACUCCAAAGGACAGGGGCGUCGGCCCUUUUGGUCGAUCUGCGCCUUAGUGUGUUUUAUUUUUUAUUUUUGUCAGCUACAGACAGAUGACAAAUUCCAGGAAAAAUCAAUACGAAGUGUCUUAGUUAGACGUCGGUCUGCUGAUCGUCUCACUGUGGUGGCCAAAGGGUCAGUUUUUUCUUUUAAUUUCUCAUUUGUCUGUAUAUUCACAUUCUGUGGUGCUUGUAAUAUAACGGUUUUAUGCACUGAUUUUGUACACUAUAAAGUAACUUUGUACUUGAAGUUGGCAAACGUUGAAAACUUGAACAGCAGCAAGUGUUGACAUAUAAAUGGUCUAUUUUUGGUAAACAAAACCAGUUUGUUAUACUUUACAGGACUUUUUCCACAGUGUUUCUAACUAUCUUCAUAUUUGUUCCUGUGCAUGCACAUUGCAGUGGCAGGCCUGUACUGCUCAUUCGUUUUGCAACUCAUAAAUCAAAAUCCUCUCUACAUUUCUUCUUUUUAGUUUUAGGAUCUGAGAUUUACUGAUAAGGACGGGUCAGUUAUGAGAUGCUUUGGGUGUCAUACUGAAUGUGCUCAGGCUCUGAUUUGCAUAAUUAAAGGAGCCGUCUGUAAGAAAUGUCCAAAACUGGUACUGCAGUCACUUUCAAAAUAUUGUUGAGCGGCGUGUACCCUCCCCCUCCUCCCCCCGACCAGAGGUUGCCAGGUAGGCUGCAGAAUGCAGCAGGAACGUAGGCUGCCAUGGCAAGCGACGAGUCCUACACAGUAAGUUUAUUUUCUGUAUUUAAUGCUUUAUGAAAGAUCUUUUGCGAAGUAAUAAUGUAGUUUUUGGAAAGCUAGACAUUUUUUCAUCCAACACGUUCGUAGCAGCUGCUGCGAUAAUUAGAGCCGAGCUGGCAACCAGGAUGCCGAAACAAUACUGACUUGGUGAUUGGGAGAUAGGUGGAGGGUGGAGCUUCAGAAACAAUACUGACUUGGUGAUUGGGAGAUAGGUGGAGGGUGGAGCUUCAGAAACAAUACUGACUUGGUGAUUGGGAGAUAGGUGGAGGGUGGAGCUUCAGAAACAAUACUGACUUGGUGAUUGGGAGAUAGGUGGAGGGUGGAGCUUCAGGCCAAAACAAAAAAUGACAACAUAAACAUCAGUUGAGGGCUGCAACUCCUCUUUUUAAACUGGAAUAUCCUGGCUUGAGUGCUGUUGUCAGUGACAUAAGUAUUUGAAAUGAACAUGAUUUUUAAAUGUCUGUUGACAUAUCGGGGUCAUUUUAUGAUUCGUUUUAUUAUUGCUCUUACAUACAGCUCCUUUAAUGUUAAUGAUUUGAUCCUUGUGAUUUGUUCUGAUUUUGCUUCAGUCAUUUUAUUUUAUUUCUGUUUAAUUUUUGCAAAUCAUGGCUCUGCCUAAAUUUUAGAACUGCAAAUGUUCAAUGAUACAUCCUAAAACAAAUAUUCAACACCAUUUCAGAGAUAUUCUUUUUAAGCUUAACUUUAUUACAUGCUUAUUACUUUAUUAGUAUAUAAUUAUAAAAACACAUUAAAUUGAGUUUGUUUAUUCUGUGUUGUCUGCAGAUGAUGUUGUUUGAAACAACAAGCUAAAGAAAGCCCCAUUCAUGCAUUCAUGAAUAACCACUAUUUUCUCUCAUCUGCUUGAUUGUAUAAAAUCCUUAACGAUAAACAACAGCAAAGUCUUUUUCAGCCCCAGACAGUCCAGAUCACUAAAAACUAUUCACGUCAGUGGUAAUACAAUCUGGGCAAACUGAGCUCCAUGACACUGGGACUGAGCUCCAAGUUGCGAAGGUGGACACCCGGCAAGUAGCCAGUAUGACUCAAUGGGCCUGUAGGAGUCAAACUGCUGCAGCCACAGAGGGAGGACGGGGGGAGGGGAGGGGGACUCAGACAGGCAGCUGGAGAGGCGUAACUAAAUCAUUUCCUUAUGUUUGAGAUGAUUUAUGUUCAUUCAGACAGAAUGACGCAAAAAAGAAGAAACAACCACAAAAGAUUUUACUUUGUAUUUUAAAAAAAAUAGCUAAAGUUUUAAUUCAUUUUUACUUUCACCUCGUGAUGACAGCAGCUGCAAACAGGACAUAUGCGCUGAAAGGGGAAUGGCAAACAUGACGUUUCCAUGGCAAUGGGAUGCAGCAUGCACCCAGACAGAUAAAUAAACUAAAGGAAUGUUGGCUACAUUUUCACAAGGAUUUACGGGAAUAUUUCCUGGAGAUAAUUGUGAAAUGCAGUUUCCUCUUCACUUAGACAUAAAUGUGGCGUUUUGGAUGUUUCACGAGAAUAAAAGAUUCAUUUCCUC
Cololabis saira (Pacific saury) is the source of this 3138-nucleotide messenger RNA. RefSeq names its product sarcospan (Kras oncogene-associated gene) (gene sspn). The record is from RefSeq and is a predicted model, not a curated record. Gene Ontology annotation, cellular component: dystrophin-associated glycoprotein complex; sarcolemma. NCBI's taxonomy places the organism in Eukaryota, Metazoa, Chordata, Actinopteri, Beloniformes, Belonidae. The transcript is spliced from 3 exons. Bases 122 to 796 code for a protein of 224 amino acids.